Molecule: messenger RNA, 1235 nt
Organism: Exaiptasia diaphana
Lineage: Eukaryota; Metazoa; Cnidaria; Anthozoa; Actiniaria; Aiptasiidae
Product: DNA repair protein complementing XP-C cells homolog
Exons: 7
Coding region: 198-1220 (340 amino acids)
Biological process (GO): mismatch repair; nucleotide-excision repair
Cellular component (GO): nucleotide-excision repair factor 2 complex; nucleus; cytoplasm
Molecular function (GO): single-stranded DNA binding; damaged DNA binding
Source: RefSeq, a predicted model, not a curated record
AAAAGCUGCAUAUACUUUURAAUUUCUUCGUCCACCCGCGACCCGAAAAGUAAAGGUGGAGAUGAGAAGUCUUGGGUUCCCUGUGUUAAUGCCAGCGGUUUCACCAUGUUCACAUGGCGCUUCGCGCGCGAUGAUGACUCGAAUUGAUCUGGGGAAAGACGAAAUAGKAGACCAUAGUACUGCUAAAACACUCUGAAAUGGCGAGAAAAAGAGCUUCCAAAUCAGCAGACAAYUCACAGGAGGUUUGCCGUCCAAAGAAAAACAAAAUACAAGAUGAAAAAGCUGGCAAAGCCAAAAAUAAAGGUAAUAAAGGAAAGAUCGCUUGUGCAUCAGAUAGAAAGGUUAAGGGAAAACUCCCACCAAAGCACAAAGAAAUCAAAACAAAUACACGUACAAUGACUGCAAAAGAAAAUGGGACAAUUCCAUUUAAAAAGAAGAAAAAUAAAGAUGAAAAAAGUAAAAACAAACAAAGUUUAUCAAAACAAUGCCAUGAAAAUGAUUCAAAUAAGAGGAAAGCAUCAACUAGCAAUCUAGCACCAAGGACAAAAAAGAAAAAAGAAGAUAUUGUUAAUAGUACAUGUAACACUAAUACAACACCAGAGAAAAAAAUUGUAAACUGCAAGUCAUCACCCAAAAAAGGCUUGAAGAAUGAGAAGCCCAUUCAGGCACUACAGGAAGAUCUAGAUUUAUUGAAAGACACAAAGCAAGAUGAUGAUAACGAUGUAGUUAACCCUGAUAGUGGUGAAGAAAGUGAAGAUGAAAUUGAAUGGGAAGAUGUUCAAGAGGCAGAAGGUCAACAUGGCAACAGCCAAGCAUUAUGUCCAUCAUCAGCAACACCAAAAUCUGAAGACAAAAAUGUUGAGAUUAGCAUUGAAAUUCCUGGUAUGAAGGGGAAAAAGCGAAAAAGGGUUCAAGAAGAUUUAAUGACUAAAAUCCAAAAAGCAAUGAACAAGUUUCAAAAAGAAAUUCAGUUAGAAAAACAUAAGGUACAUCUUCUAUUGUUGAUCUCAGUCGGGUUCCACAGAAAUGCAGUUUGCAACCAACCAUGUUUCCAGGCAUUUUGCUUAUCUUAUCUUCCUCUUCAAUUUGUAAAUAAAUCAAUCAAUAAAUGGCAGUCUAGUGAUGUUGCAGACUUUCUUGCAUGGUUCAAGGACGAUUUUCCCUCUCUUCAGAAGCUUAAUUUUGGGCUAUUAAAAGUAUGUCAGUCCACGGUAUUAUAACAUUAACAGAAAUAC